AUGUCAUUCAGAACGCACCUCACGAUUCUUCAAUGGAGUGCAUCGCUCUAUUCAGAGGCUACGGUAUUCGAGAUCCCGGACUUCACCCAUACAAACGGGACCGGACGGCGCUGGAACAAGAUAUCGUACAGACAAUUCCUGACCGACGUGGAACUGAGUGCUCGCUACUGGGGGAAUGUUCUGCAAAGCCGCGGCGUACACCAACGCUCUGUCGUCGGACUCUGGCUAGGCGGUAUGACAUACAUGGAUGUUCUCCAUAUUUUCGGAGUUGCGAGGGCAAACUACAUCCCGCAGCUGUUCUCGUUGCGCCUUCCCAAUCCGGACGUCAUUUAUGAGCUCAUGCAGCGAGCAGACGCGAAAGCGCUCAUUUUCGACCCGUCAUUUGAGUCCGUAGUGACGAGCUGCCCUACGCCAUCGCAGGCCGCUAUCGACCUGCACCGUCUACCGGCAUUGUCUGGCCCAUUGCCUGCACUUAGCAGGCCAUCGAGCGGAGAGGACACCGCCAUGAUCUUCCAUACUUCAGGAUCCACGUCGGGGUCUCCCAAGCUCGUGCGGUGUUCCUAUAAAUGGCUUGAUGCCAUUAUUGCGAAGGCCGGCCAUAUCAGCGAGCCUUGCCGUUCCGACCGCCAGGAUGUGAUAACGUGGAUGGGUAGCAUGUGUCAUAUCGGACAGACACUCACCUUGAUCGGUGGUCUUCAGCACGGCACCUGUGUCGUCCAACCUACAACAAUCGCAUUCUCCUCCGACGAACUCCUUGACAUCAUCCGACAGUGCGGCCUCAACCGCCUCACACAGUUUGCGACAUUCCUCGCAACACAUCUUCGUAACUCGCAGGAGGAUUCGCGCCUUCUCGCAUCCCUGCAGCGCCUCGACGAGGUCCUCUACGCAGGUCUUCCCCUGCCUCAGGGAGAGGAGAUCUGGGCUCGCCAGAAUGGGCUGCUGCUCAGAAACCUCUUCGGGAACACGGAAUGUGGGGCCAUGCUGCGCUCCAUCGGUGGACGCGGUAGCGACUCCCAUUUCCUCCGGCCCAUCGAAGGGACGCAGUAUCGCUUUGAUCUCGUGACCCCGGCUGCUGAACGCGUAGACGACACUUAUCGCAAUUCCAACGCUCAGCUUCUUGAGCUUGUGAUACUUUCGGAUUCGGGAGACUGCCCAGAUCCCUCUCUCCGCCAGGCUGAUGGGCACUUCCACACGGGUGACCUAUUCAUAGAGGCCGCGCCUGGAUGUUACCUAUUCCGCGGCCGGGAUGAUGACUGGAUCAAGAGCGAGAAUUCGCUUCGAUGUGAUACGAAGGCGAUCGAGGACAAUGUACGCUCCUCAUGUGGGGAUCUAGUCUCCGAAUGUGUCGUUGUAGGCAAUGGGCGACCUUCACCUGCACUCUUCGUCGAACCCAAAGGGCUGGUCGAUGGGGAGAAGCUGAAGAAAGACAUCAUUCGGCGCACGCGGCACUUUCACUCUAGACGAUACAUCCACGAACGGAUCGUCUCCACGCACUUCAUUGUAGUCGUCUCCAAGGGAAGUUUGCCGAGGACUGCAACCAAAGGAAACAUCAGGAGACGUGCGGUCGAGGAGACCUUCAAGGUUCAAUUGGAUCGCAUAUACAAGUCCCAAUAGACGCUGUCGUAGGAUACGUCGCUGUUCUUGGUUACUUUUGGCUCAUUAAUACUCACUUGCCUCACACUAAUGCGGCAAAUCGCGCCAUCGCAUGGACCUGACAUUUUCCGC
Laetiporus sulphureus 93-53 is the source of this 1725-nucleotide messenger RNA. Its product is annotated as acetyl-CoA synthetase-like protein. Gene Ontology annotation, molecular function: medium-chain fatty acid-CoA ligase activity. NCBI's taxonomy places the organism in Eukaryota, Fungi, Basidiomycota, Agaricomycetes, Polyporales, Laetiporaceae. The coding region runs from base 1 to 1614 and encodes 537 amino acids. The record is from RefSeq and is a predicted model, not a curated record. The transcript is spliced from 3 exons. Gene Ontology annotation, biological process: fatty acid metabolic process.